GAAACUCAGCAUGCUGUUUCGUCAAGCACCACUCUUCCAGCAAGAGAAACAAUAUCAACAAGUAGGUCUCAGUUAAGAACUUGAGAAGCCCACAAUAUGCUGUAACUAACCGAGCAACCAGGCACAACAUCCGAAUGGAUCAAAUCGGAAAUAGAAUUAUGACUAAUUUAUUAGUCAAAACCAGGAGCAGUUGCCAAAGAUGCAACUAUAGAGCCCAUAUAGUUGCAUUUUUCGGAGCUGUUUGCUUUUUAGGUCUAACAAAUUUUUAAAAAUUUCACUCAAAUCUAUCACCUACGAACUCCUUUUUUGUUUUUUUCUAAAAUUAAAUAUCUCUUCUUAAUAAAUAUUAUAAUAUGUCAACUUCUAUAUUCCGUGUUUACGAUUACUAUUGUAAUUGUUAUGCAUUUAAUUAAAUAACUUUUCUCAAAAAUUAUAUAGCAACAUCUAUACUGAAAAAGACAGGUAGUUUAACAGCGGAACCUACAAGUAUGUCCACAACGAAUCAAUGUAAAUAUUCAAAAUUCAUCUUUUACCCUAAGAAUUAAAUUUUUUAACUAAAACGUCUAAACUGAAAAAGACAACUAGUUUAACAACUCAACCAACAAGUAUUGGCAGAAUGAGUCAAAGCAGAACUUCUGUAAUCAUUCUUUUAUCCCAAGAAUAUCAAAUGUUAUGAUUAUACUCAUCUCUUUAUAUCAGGUUUAAUAACUCAACCAACAAGUAUGUGCAAAACGAGUCAAUGCAAAACUUUUGUGUUUAUCCUAAGAAUAAUACAUGUUAUGAUUUUAAAUAUUACUCAUCUCAUUAUAGCAACAUCUACACUGAAAAAGACUGGUGGUUUAACAAGUUCAGUUUAACAAGUUCAGUUUAACAAUGCAGAACUUCAGUAUCCAUCCUUUUAUCCUAUAGGAAUAUUAAAUUGUUAUGGUUUUAAAUAUUACACGUCUCUUUAUAGCAACAUCGACACUGAAAAGGACAGGUGGUUUAACAAUUCAACCAACAAGUAUGUGCAGGAUGAGUCAAUACAGAACGUCUGUGUUCAUUCUUUAAUCCAAAAUGUUAUGAUUCUAAAUAUCACUCAUCUCAUUAUAGCAACAUUGAAAAAGACAGGUGGUUUAACAAUUCAACCAACAAGUAUGUGCAUAAUGAGUCAUGUAAUAUUCUUUUAUUAAUUCUUGUGGUUCUAAAUAUUACUCGCCUCUUUAUAGCAACAUCUAAACCGAAAAAGACAGGUGGUUUAACAACUCAACCAACAAGUAUGUGCCAUUUUUGGCAUUGAAUGUUCCGAAUAAACCGGAACAGAAACCCGAGUCACCUCCUGAGACAUACCAUCCCUCAAACCUCCGUUAUAAUAUCCCUAUUCAAAUUACUCAACGGUCCUGCAAAUCCCCUGUAUCGUGACCAAAGUGUAAUCAGAAUAACUUAAUAAGGAUCCAAGCUGAAACUUCCAGUUGCAGUCAUGCUAAUAAUUUAAACAGUGACAAACCAAUGUUUGAUGGAAAAAUAAAGAUAGCCCAUUUGAACAUAUAAGGUCACUAAGAAAUCGAUCGCAUUUCAUUAAAGCUAUAGGGAGUUUGUUAUAACUUAUAGCAUUGAUAUAUUAUUUACUAUAUCAGAACCGUGACUAAAUAGCACCGUAAAAAAUGUUGCAAUUUAAAUUGAUGGUUAUAAAUUGAUUAGACUCGAUCGCCUCCACAGGAAAGGGGGUUGUGUGUAUGUCUACAUUCGCAGUAGCAAUAAAGCAUCCCAUUUGAAAGCUCUACCCUCAAUUUCCGAUACAAAUUUCCAUCCAAAUUAUAUUCAAGCCCUUCUUUUGCGAAAGCCGGUUCUUAUCAGUGGCGGAUUACCCAAUAGGCUGAGUAGGCUGAAGCCUAUAAGGCGCGGGCUUUUGAGAGGCCCGUGAUUUUGUAGAGAAUGAAUUUUUAAUUACUUUUACUAUUUUUUACUCAAUUAAGCAAUGAAAUAAUGUGAUUGUAGCUAAUUUAGUAAUGCUAUUGCUACCUUCCUUGGUUUUCAUGAAUAUUGACCCCUUGAACGUCACCGGCUACACGUAGUUUAACUGCGCAAUGUUCAGAAUUCAUGAAGUACCACCAUCAUUUUCUGGAAAAUUCCGCUGACCGUUUCCAGGAAUUUCAAAAUUUAGUCUGAAAUCACAAUUUUCCUCAGCUUUUACGCUAUGAGUUAUAAACACAAGCCAUGCAAGUAAUGUAAAAGCAAAGGGACGGGAAGAGCGUAAACGUCGACAAGAGCCUGAACUUCAGCGGAUUUCAAAAAUCCAGAAAUUUUUCACCCCUGCCGUGCAUGUGCAUCUAAUACCGAUUCAUUAUCUUUGCCUACCUCAACAGAACAUGUGAACGUGAAGUCUUCUGAAUCGCUAUGCGACUGGGAAAAUGCUGUUUGCCGGAUAGAAAGACAUGAAAACAGUCAGAGCCAUCGUGUAGCAUCCUCUGCAAUGUUCAACAGAUCUGAUACAAAGAAUCGCACAGACAAUAAACUUUUAGAGCAGCAGAAAGCGGAAGUUGCUUAG
Paramuricea clavata is the source of this 2527-nucleotide messenger RNA. NCBI's taxonomy places the organism in Eukaryota, Metazoa, Cnidaria, Anthozoa, Malacalcyonacea, Plexauridae. The record is from the annotation of a GenBank genome assembly.